This is a messenger RNA of Pollicipes pollicipes, 1765 nucleotides long. RefSeq names its product 28S rRNA (cytosine-C(5))-methyltransferase. Gene Ontology annotation, molecular function: RNA methyltransferase activity. Gene Ontology annotation, cellular component: nucleolus. The record is from RefSeq and is a predicted model, not a curated record. The coding region runs from base 230 to 1765 and encodes 511 amino acids. Gene Ontology annotation, biological process: vacuolar proton-transporting V-type ATPase complex assembly; rRNA base methylation. The transcript is spliced from 11 exons. Lineage: Eukaryota; Metazoa; Arthropoda; Thecostraca; Pollicipedomorpha; Pollicipedidae.
UCCUGAGGCAUGCUUUUCGUGCUUUAUGGGUAAAGCGAGGAGUAGAAUUACUGGAGGUAUACAAACGCAACACGCGAAGAGGUUUGGUCUCGUGGCGCGUGAAUUUAUUGAAGAGUCACCCUAAGUACUGGCUCGUUGAAGGAGCGAAGAGGGUCACCAUUGGAGGAUAGCAGUAGCGGUGGUUGAAGUCAGCGUAUUGAGGAUUGCUAGCACUUUUAAUGAAUACCUGAUGGACGUGCCAGCUGAAACAGCAGAACAAUCGAAAUACCAGCACUCUGUCAAGCUCCCAUAUCUGUACAAAGAAGGGGCGAAGAUCCUCAAAGCGUAUUCAGAAAAGAAGGGGAGCCUGAAGACUCUGGUGUACGCCACACGUCAACAGCGACUGUACCGGCGCCUGCUGGCACUCGUGUCGCGCGCCGUCGAGCACGCGCCGGAGCGGUUCAUGCACUCGUCCAUCGAGCGACGCACGACGCGCACCAACGUGCUGCUCAACCUGUUCGUUUACAGCGUGGCCAUGUUCACGCUGCCGUUCGUGGCGUUCUACGGCGCCGUGCACGUGGCCGAGGAUCGGCUGGGUUACGCCGAGCACGGCUACCUGUGGGGCACGGCGGCGGCAGUGCUCACCGUGCACGCGCUCAUCGCCAUGUUCGUGUGGGGCGCGUACAAGGAGGUGCGGGACGCCGAGAUCGCCUCGGCGCCACGGCAGAUCAGCCGCCAGGAGCUGGCCACGCCCCGGUACGCGCGGGUCAACACGCUCCUCGCUUCCCUGGAUGACGUCACGCGCCAGCUGACGGCGGAGGGCUGGGAGCGGGUCGAGUACCCGGCCGACGUCCGCUACGAGGAGUUCAUAGCUCUUGUCAAGGCGCUGGGACCGUCUCAGUUCUUGCUGGAUCUGCACGUGCCCGCCCUGCUGGUGUUCGCCGCUAGCUGCCUGCCGCCGCUGGCGCUGGCGCCCUCCCCCGGCGAGCAGGUCCUGGACGCGUGCGCCGCGCCCGGCAUGAAGACGUCUCAGCUGGCGGCCAUGAUGCAGAACACAGGGACGCUGGUGGCUGUGGAGCGGGACCAGGCCCGGUUCCAGACGCUGUCCCGGAUGCUGCGCCGAGCCGGCGUCACCAACUGCCGGCUCAUCUGCGGCGACUUCCUCCGCCUGCAGCCGGCCGACCACCCGCAGCUGACAGCCAUACUGCUGGACCCAUCCUGCUCCGGCACAGGUAUGGCAGGCCGUGAGUCGGCGGACUCGGUGUCGGCGGACCGUCUCCAACGGCUGGCAAAUCUUCAGGGCAUGCUGCUGCGCCACGCCCUCAGCUUUCCGGCCGUCCGACGAGUAGUUUACUCCACCUGCAGCGUCACCGAGCGCGAGAACGAACAGGUGGUGGCGGCCACGCUGGCGGCUCAGCCCUGCUGGCGGCUGGCGGCCACGGCGCCGGCCUCCUGGCCCGGCCGCGGCCGGCCCUCGCUCUCCGACGGCCAGCACUGUCUGCGUGCCAGCGCCGAGCACGACCUCUGCAACGGCUUCUUCGUGGCGACGUUCGUCAGGGCUGCCGAAAACGAGGCUCGGCCGGGCAAGCACAAGGUCAAGACCAGGAAGCGGCAACCAUGCGACGCGGAGACGGCUCGGGCGACAGCGGAGACCACAACCGGAAAACGUGCUGGCGGGAAGACCGCCAAGACUGUGGGAUCGGCUGACGGUGAGGGCGCGCCCCCCGCCGAAGAAGCGAAAGCGGUCCAAGUCUACGAGGGAGUCACCGCGAGGCCCAAGUACUAG